Coniophora puteana RWD-64-598 SS2 is the source of this 501-nucleotide messenger RNA. RefSeq names its product acyl-CoA N-acyltransferase. The coding region runs from base 1 to 501 and encodes 166 amino acids. Gene Ontology annotation, molecular function: acyltransferase activity, transferring groups other than amino-acyl groups. The record is from RefSeq and is a predicted model, not a curated record. The transcript is spliced from 2 exons. NCBI's taxonomy places the organism in Eukaryota, Fungi, Basidiomycota, Agaricomycetes, Boletales, Coniophoraceae.
AUGGUGCAGCUCACGGACGACGGGCAGAUCCAGCCCCUGAUAUGGAAGCACCCCAUCGCACCCAUCCCAGCGUCGGUCUGGAAGGAGAAGCUCAGGAAAGCACACGAGUCAGACGUGUUCGGAUGCAUCAUCGAGCUCAAGGACACUGGCGAGUUCAUGGGCUGCGCGUCGCUCAAGAUCCCCGAGCCCAAGAACCGAGACGGGUUAUUCUCGAUCGUGCUUGCGCUCAAGUUCUGCAAUAGCGGCUACGGGUCGGAGGCGAUGAAGUUCAUCGUAGAUCAUGCGUUUAGGUGGUAUGGUCUGCAUCGUGUGUCUUUGGACACGUUUGGGAACAAUACAAGGGCGAUUGCGGCGUACGAGAAGCUGGGCUUCGUGGAAGAAGGGCGGGGCCGUGAGGCGAUAUGGCUGGAUAAUAAAUGGGUGGAUGGUGUCUCCAUGGGCGUGUUGCGGAGGGAGUGGGCGGAGAAGUACUGGAAGUCUGAGUCGGGAAAGGAUGCAUGA